AAUUAUUAUAGCAGUAAUUAAUAACAAUUUAUUUUAUAAAAUUAUAUACAAUGAAAGUGUUGUGUUUGUUGUCGUUAUUGUAUUUAUCGGUUAAUUCAUUGCCAGCCAAUGAGUUUACUGGUAAGAAGUGGGUUGUAUUGGUAGCUGGGUCAAAUACCUGGGAUAAUUAUAGACAUCAGGCCGACAUAUACCACGCGUAUCAUACAGUGAGAGCAAAUGGUAUCGCGGAUGAAAACAUAAUUGUCAUGCAUUACGACGAUAUCGCUAACAACAAGCAAAACAAAUACCCGGGAAAGGUAUACAACGCACCCACCGGUCAUAACGGCACUGAUGUCUAUCCGGGAGUACCCAAGCAUUACACCGGCGAAGACGUUAACCCAGAGACUUUCCUGAAAGUAUUGGCCGGCGAUGAGGGCCUUAAAAAGGCGGGCAAACGGGUGCUGGAAAGCGGACCUAACGACCACGUGUUUGUAUUUUUUGAUGACCAUGGUGCUCCCGAUGUUGUGUGCUUCCCGCACAAGGAUUUAAAGGCAAUGGAUUUGAUUGAUACUUUAAAGCAAAUGCACCAUGAUAAGAAAUACGCCAAAUUAGUUUUUUAUAUUGAAGCGUGCGAAUCAGGCUCAAUGUUUUACAAAAUAUUACCCACCGACAUCAACAUUUACGCCACCACUGCCUCCAAGCCCGACGAGGGAAGCGAUGCUUGUUAUUAUGACAAGGAUAUUAAAAAUUAUUUAGGCGAUACGUAUAGCGUUAACUGGAUUAUCAAUACAGAGUCGGCCACAAAAGCGACCACAUUUCAGGAGCAGUUUGAUUACGUUAAGGCAAAUACACCCAACUCUGUUCCCCAACAAUAUGGUGAUCUAUCAAUUGCUAAACUACCUAUCUCGCUAUUUUUGGGUUCAAGAAAAAAUCCCCAACCAAUUGGACCCAUAAAUGUCAAUAUUAACCGAGAUGUGGGCCGUAAUAGAGACGUACCGUUAUUGUUGGCCCAAAAAAGUGGUGAUUUUGAGAGAUAUCAACAAUUAGUGACCGGAAGACAGUUUGUGGACAAUAUGUUCAGUGAAUACGUGAAUAGUAUUCAACACUUAAUGAACGCAAACAAUGAUGUCUUCAAUACUAGACUAGAGCUCAAUAACAGAGAGUGUUAUCACAACUUUGUCGACACUUUCAAAGAACAAUGCCUUCAAAUCACCAAGCAUACCUACGUUUUGGGCAAAUUAUACACAUUUGUUAACAUUUGUGAGCAAAUCAAUGACUUGAACGCUGCCAAAGCCCUCAACCAAUUGAUCCAAUACUGUCAACAAAAUUUACCUAAUGGUUACCCGAAUGCUAUUUUGUAACAUUAAUAUACCU
This is a messenger RNA of Medioppia subpectinata, 1353 nucleotides long. The record is from the annotation of a GenBank genome assembly. NCBI's taxonomy places the organism in Eukaryota, Metazoa, Arthropoda, Arachnida, Sarcoptiformes, Oppiidae.